Messenger RNA from Uloborus diversus, 1493 nucleotides. Its product is annotated as sulfotransferase ssu-1-like. Gene Ontology annotation, cellular component: cytoplasm. Gene Ontology annotation, biological process: sulfation. Gene Ontology annotation, molecular function: sulfotransferase activity. The transcript has 2 exons. Bases 167 to 1132 code for a protein of 321 amino acids. The record is from RefSeq and is a predicted model, not a curated record. Lineage: Eukaryota; Metazoa; Arthropoda; Arachnida; Araneae; Uloboridae.
GCUUUUUGGAAAGAAAUUAGGAAUUGGUUUUUUAAUUUAAUUACUUUGAACUUUAUUAAAAAUGCUACUACAUGAUUGAAAGUUCAAACUAUGUCGAAUCAAUACAGUUAUUUUUUAAUGAUUGUUUAUCUUCUCUGAGAAACAUGCUAUAUAAAAAAUCUCGAGAAUGAAAACCUACAAGGUUGUUGAAGUGGACGGUUUCAAGCUGCCACCUAGCUUCGAUGCUGAUGUAUUCAGAGCUGCCUGCAGACAUAAACCUAAGGAAGGAGAUGUAGUCAUCGCUACUUAUCCAAAAUGUGGCACUACCUGGACCAUACAAAUAGUUUCCUUGAUCUUGCAAGGAGGGAAGCCUCCCACCACAGCUGAAGAGUACUUCAAGUCGAAUUUAUUUAUGGAAAUGACAAAUUUAGAGAAAAUAGAGAAUAAAGACAAGUCUUGCAUUCUGAAAACCCACUUGCCAUUUGACCGAAUCAAUUUCUCUCCCGAAGCUAAGUAUAUCUAUGUCGCUAGGUUGCCCUCCGACUGCGUAGUCUCUUUUUACCACCAUGUCAGAUUCUUUCCGAUCUACUGUUUCUCUGACGGUACAUUCGAUGAUUUCUUCGAACUUUUUAUCAGAGGUCAAGUUGAUUUUGAAGAUUACUUCGACAACGUGCUUUCUUGGUAUGAACAAAAAGAUAAACCAAAUGUUAUGUUCUUGACUUACGAGGCGAUGAAGCAAGACACCAAGGGAGCGAUACUUAAAAUCGCAAAAUUCCUUGGCGAAGAUUAUUACAACAGUUUAAUAGCUGAUGAUGGGAAAGUUUUGAAUGAUGUGUUAAAAUACAGUAGUUUUGAUUUCAUGAAAGAAACUAUUGGGACUUUUUGGAAUGAUGGUUUUACGGGCGCUACGCCUAAAGAAUUUGUUGAAGGCAGUGUGGUGAUGAAAAAUUAUGCAAAGCUUAUGGAAGAUGCCGCAAAAGAGGGACACUCGUCAGUUGGAAGUUUUGUUAGGAAGGGCAAAGUUGGGGAAGGGAAAAUACUUCUUUCAGAAGAACAGAAGAAACGCCUGGAUGCUAGAACGAAAGAAAAGUGGGGAAAUUCUGAUGUUUUAAAAUUAUGGCAAAAUGUGGUAGAUGAAAGCGUUUCAGGAUAAAAUCUUCCGCAGCAUUUGUUAGAAAAUUAGGAAUUCAUUGGUUAUGAAGAAUCCAUUUUGCAGUGAGAAGAAGUGGAGAAAUCUCAAAGGGCAGAGAUUCGCGAUUAACCUAAAUUACGAUCUUUGACUUUUAGCGAAAAGGGAUAUCCAUUGUAUCAAAACAAACACUUUUGAUUAAAAGAUGGAAGAUUUGUUCCUGGUUCGUGAUUUCACCGCAUUGGAUUCGCAGGAAACAAUAAUAUAAGGCACAGUUUGUAUUUGUGUGACUGAUUUGUGAAACGUUUCUGAUCUGAUGAAAACUUUAAAUUCAUUACAAACUCUUUGUUCAUUGCAAAAAAAAAAAGAAAAAAAAAAAGAACUU